ACACUAUAAAUCAUGAAUUAUUGAGAGGGAGAGAGAGAGAGAGAGAGAGAGAGGGAGAGAGGGAGAGGGAGAGAGAGAGUAAAAAUGCAGGGACAUAGCGAGAUGCCAACGAUCCGUAAAUUUCUGUCUCCCCCGUCGCGCCACCCUGCACUGCUGUGGGUUUCCGUUACCUUGUAUCAGAUCGCCAUCACCGUCACUCCAGAGAAGUUCUUCCCAAAAUCACACUGAGCCCCUGAAGGACUUCUUCCCAGAAUCACACUCACAGGGAAGUUCUUCCGAUCGUCCAUAAAUUCUACUCUGCAACUCCACACCCCUUCUUUACAUAGGGAAGAAACAGAGGAAGGGCACCAAAAAUGGCGGAGUUCUUGGACCUGGAAGCCCAGGAUGGUGCGCGGAUGCCCUGGAACGUCAUCCCGGGGACGAAGCAAGAGUCCACGAACAGCGUCAUCCCGGUCUCCGCCAUCUACACUCCCCUAAAGCCCUUUCCCGCCAUGCCCGUCCUCCCCUACUCCCCCCUCCGCUGCCGCACCUGCCGAUCCGUCCUAAACCCUUUCUCCAUUGUCGAUUUCGCCGCCAAGAUCUGGAUCUGCCCCUUUUGCUUCCAACGCAACCAUUUUCCUCCUCACUACGCCUCCAUCUCCGACGACAACCUCCCCGCCGAGCUCUUCCCUCAGUACACCACCAUCGAGUACCAGACCCCUGGCGACACGCCUGCUGCGGCGCCGCCGGUCUUCCUGUUCGUCGUGGACACCUGCGUGAUCGAGGAGGAGAUGGCCUACUUGAAGUCCGCAUUGUCUCAAGCCGUAGAUCUCCUGCCGGAUAAUUCACUUGUCGGGUUGAUCACCUUUGGGACUUACGUCCAAGUUCAUGAGCUUGGGUUCGGGCAGAUCCCAAAAACAUACGUGUUCAAGGGGUCGAAAGAUAUGUCGAAGGAUCAGCUUCUCGAGCACAUGAAUUUCUUUGCGAAGAAGCCGAGACCGAGUGUUGGAGUGAUUGCCGGUGCAAGGGAUGGGCUCUCGACGGAGAGCAUAUCGCGGUUUUUGGUGCCUGCAUCGGAGUGCGAGUUUACGCUGAAUUCUGUUUUGGACGAGCUUCAGAAAGACCCAUGGUCGGUGCCUGCAGAUCAGCGGGCGACGAGGUGCACUAGUACUGCACUGGGUAUUGCUGCGAGUUUGCUGGGAGCAUGUGUUCCUGGUUCUGGGGCUAGAAUUAUGGCUUUUGUUGGUGGGCCUUCAGCUGAAGGUCCAGGCGCUAUUGUAUCAAAAAUUUUGUCUGAGCCAAUACGCUCUCACAAAGACCUGGACAAAGAUUCUGCUCCCCAUUAUCAUAAAGCUGUGAAGUUCUUUGAGGGACUUUCAAAGCAGCUCGUUCAUCAAGGACAUGUGCUUGAUCUAUUUGCUUGUGCCCUUGAGCAGGUUGGGCUUGCUGAACUUAAAAUAGCAGUUGAAAGAACUGGAGGGCUUGUGGUGCUUGCAGAAAGUUUUGGCCAUUCAGUGUUCAAGGAUUCUCUUAAACGUGUGUUCCAGUCUGGUGAAUAUGAUCUUGGUUUAUCAUCAAAUGGUAUAUUUGAGAUAAGCUGCUCGAAGGAUGUCAAAGUCCAGGGCAUUAUAGGUCCUUGCGCAUCUCUUGAAAAGAAAGGUCCUUUGUGCUCUGAAAGUGUUGUCGGUCAGGGGAACACCAGUGCUUGGAAGAUGUGUGGCCUUGACAAAGCUACAUCGUUAUGUUUAAUAUUUGAAAUAGUAAAAAAGGACAUCCCAGAUGUUAUUGGUCAAUCUGCAAGCAAUCAGUUUUACUUUCAAUUUUUAACCUAUUAUCAGCAUUAUAGUGGUCAAAUGAGAUUACGUGUUACAACCCUUUCCAGAAGAUGGGUUACUGGACCUGGAAGCAUACAGGACUUAAUUGCUGGAUUUGACCAAGAAGCAGCUGCUGUAGUUAUGGCACGUCUAGUUUCCUUCAAAAUGGAAACUGAGACUGAAUUUGAUCCUAUAAGAUGGUUGGAUAGAUCAUUGAUACGCUUGUGUUCUCGGUUUGGUGAUUACCAAAAGGACAGUCCAUCUUCUUUCAGCCUAUCUCCACGGUUUUCAAUAUUUCCUCAAUUUAUAUUUCACUUGCGACGAUCUCAGUUUGUCCAGGUCUUUAACAACAGUCCAGAUGAGACAGCAUACUUUAGAAUGAUCCUAAACAGGGAAAAUGUUGCCAAUUCAGUUGUGAUGAUUCAACCUUCAUUGAUUUCAUACUCAUUUCAUUCAGGUCCAGAACCUGCUCUUCUUGAUGUGGCUGCUAUUGCUGCUGACAGAAUCCUACUUUUGGAUUCUUAUUUUACUGUUGUUGUAUUUCAUGGUGCGACCAUUGCUCAAUGGCGGAAUGCUGGUUACCAUAAUCAGCCAGAACAUGAGGCAUUUGCUUUGUUGCUGCGAGCUCCCGGAGAUGAUGCAGAUGCAAUAAUUAAGGAAAGGUUUCCAGUACCUCGGUUAGUCAUUUGUGAUCAGCAUGGCUCCCAGGCCCGUUUUCUGCUAGCAAAGCUAAAUCCUUCGGCUACAUACAACAAUGAUGCUCCUGUUCCAGGAGGGGAUAUCAUAUUUACUGAUGACGUUAGUUUUGAGGUGUUCUUGGAUCAUCUCCAGAGAUUGGCAGUUCAAUAGAAUACAGAGUGACCCCCCAAUUUUGUAAAAUUUGAUUUUGAAAUGCCAUGUAUAGUUGUAAUGCAUGUUGUUUUUCUUCUUGUCUCAGUUUGGGCUUCAUAGUUUGCAAAAGCUUGUAAUGCUUUUAUUAUGAUCUCAAUAAUAUGAAGUAAUUCAAAGUUAGGCUUAGGUUCAACAUCA
Molecule: messenger RNA, 2822 nt
Organism: Malania oleifera
Lineage: Eukaryota; Viridiplantae; Streptophyta; Magnoliopsida; Santalales; Ximeniaceae
Product: protein transport protein SEC23 C
Exons: 12
Coding region: 354-2642 (762 amino acids)
Biological process (GO): endoplasmic reticulum to Golgi vesicle-mediated transport; COPII-coated vesicle budding; COPII-coated vesicle cargo loading
Cellular component (GO): COPII vesicle coat; endoplasmic reticulum exit site
Molecular function (GO): GTPase activator activity; zinc ion binding
Source: RefSeq, a predicted model, not a curated record